AGAAAAAUAUAGUUGCAUUCCGUCAAAUUCGCUGCCAAUGUCAAAAUAAACGUCAAACUUAAUUUGCUGUGCUGUUUGUCCUUUUGUGAAUUUCAGCAGUAGCUAUAGAUUUUUCUGUGCGAGUUUCGCAUGUGUUAAUUAUAUGGCGAUACUCAAGUUCCUGAAAAGGAACCUAGUGAGCAUCUCAUUCCCGACUCUCACUGCAACUCUUAUCUGGCUGGACUACAGUCACACCAAGCAGUGGAAAGCCUUGCAGAAACAAAACUAAAAUGGCAUUGUUUGGCAUCACAACCCGCUAUGUCUGGUUUGCAGUUCCAUUAACCGGCUUCUUGAUUGGCAAGUUUGUGGACGACCAGGAGACGUUGAGAAUGACCAACUUCAGAGACAAGUCUUGUUUGUAUGGUCCCAACCACAAGGAAUGUGACCCACCGUCAUGGCCCUGAACUGUCUCUGAAAUAUGUAGCUUAAUGUACUUGUAUCAAAUAUAGUGUGUUUAAAGUAA
This is a messenger RNA of Cydia fagiglandana, 502 nucleotides long. RefSeq lists its product as uncharacterized. Bases 270 to 443 code for a protein of 57 amino acids. The transcript has 2 exons. NCBI's taxonomy places the organism in Eukaryota, Metazoa, Arthropoda, Insecta, Lepidoptera, Tortricidae. The record is from RefSeq and is a predicted model, not a curated record. Gene Ontology annotation, cellular component: mitochondrion.